AUGAGGAUCUUCCUCAUCCGUCACGGCGAAACGGUCGACAACGUUGCACAAGUAUAUGCAGGUAGCAGAGACUCGGAACUGACCAACCAUGGCUUCAACCAAGCUACCUACCUCGCCCGCUAUCUCCGCGACAAAGGUCUGAGCUUUACGCACUUGUUUGCUUCUCCUUUACAACGAGCCCUCAAGACUGCACAACUCAUCCGCGAUGGUCAAGCAGCGCCCGAAGACCCGCAUCCUGCUCCGAAGCAGCCACUGGCAAUUACAAGCCUGUCUGUGUUGAAGGAACAGGAUUUUGGGUCCCAAGAAGGCAAGCCUUGGCGUGACCGGCCUAAUGGCUCGGACAAGGUUGGCAAGCAACCUUAUCAAGAAACACAGAAGGAUGAUCCUGAGUCCGUUGAUGUCGAGUCGAAAGAAUCCAUGGCGCAGCGCAUGGAUGAGUUUCUGGACGAGCACAUUGCGCCCUUGUGGCAAUCUGCCAGUGAGCCUGAUGAGCACAUCGUUGCCAUCGUGUCACAUGGGAUCAUCCUUUCAGUCCUCUGGCGCAGGAUUCUGCGACGGUUGCCUCCUUACAGCAUCAGCUUUGAUCGUGAAAUCACGGUUGAGAGGAGGUCAUCCUCUCUUGAGAACAUAUGCGGUUUCUCAAAUACCGGAUAUCUUGAAUUGGUCAUGACCGCAGGCGAGUCACUUGCGCGCGUUCCGACAGAAUCCAAUGAUGAGAAGCAACCCACCAACACUAACGAUGCUGGCGAGUCUGAGAACAGUACAUCAGAUUUGCCUCAAGCUCCGGUACGUUCUCCAGCUGCUGAUACCGAACAUGUCUCGACUGCUUCUAGCACGACGGUACCCGGUGCUCCAAAGGUUCUUCACGGAUGGGUUACUAAGAUCAAAACGAUCAAUGGCCAAGAGCACAUGAAAACCCUCAAAAGGACCCGUGGUGGUGUUGGCAGUUCGAAGCAUGACGAAAAGCAGAAGACGCUGGACUCUUUCUUCAAACGCCGCAGAACUGACUAA
Molecule: messenger RNA, 1011 nt
Organism: Aplosporella prunicola CBS 121167
Lineage: Eukaryota; Fungi; Ascomycota; Dothideomycetes; Botryosphaeriales; Aplosporellaceae
Exons: 2
Coding region: 1-1011 (336 amino acids)
Biological process (GO): regulation of pentose-phosphate shunt; negative regulation of programmed cell death; fructose 2,6-bisphosphate metabolic process
Cellular component (GO): cytosol
Molecular function (GO): fructose-2,6-bisphosphate 2-phosphatase activity
Source: RefSeq, a predicted model, not a curated record